UUUGACAACCUGGUCCUACGUGCCCUUCUUCAACUCUAGUUGAUCUCGAGCGUUUUCUAUCCCGCGUCUCCCCAGGAUCUGUGUUGUACAACUAUAUGACAAGCGAGGUCAUCCUCAUCAGGAGAAGCCCUCUUGCCAGCACGAAGAACACUCCUCCGAACAUUGCGGCCAACAGCUUGCCAAAAUUGUAACAUGGGCUAUCACGGCACGCCCACCCAGCAAUACUUCCUCUCUCCCCCCUCCGGUAACACACAAUCUCGAGGGGUUAGUGGCCACGGCCCUGAUACUUCUGUCCAUACCGACAACAACGAUCAGGUCCAAAGAGCCCAGUACAGUAUCGAAGAUCCCUGGCUUCAUGGAAACCAGCACAUUCACAUGAACCAAACCACGCAACACUACUUUGACGGCGACUUCAAUGCUUCCACACCAGCAUCAUCCCUGGCUCACGGCAGCAUGGAACCCUACAUCUCGUUCGAAACAGAUCCGUCACUGGUAAUGACGCCCGGUGACACGCCAUUCAUGUCGUCUUCCGCCAUCGGUCACGAUCUGGCGUGCAACGCUGGCUCUGGUAGCUUGAGCCCGCUGUCUUUGCCUGGCGGCUUUUGCUCUUCAGUCCACUCUGUUGCCUGGGCGUUCCCGCAGAGCUACACGGAAAACGUUGAGUCGUUGGCUGGCAUUCUCAUGCCCUAUGGGCAGAACUGCGACUACUUGAACCCGCUGCCGGUGAUGAGCACAUCUUCAAACUCUGACAUGGGAUCGCCUCGAUUGCUUUCACCUCGACCACAACCAUCGGGCCAACACCUCGCCCAGUAUUCGCAGCCAGAGGAUGCUGCGUCCAGCCCGCGAGCGAAGCGCAAACCGAUGUCAACCUCUACGCAUGAAAGCAUGCCCAAAAAGUCCAGAACCAAACGCGCACGCCACGACGCACGACCAGCAAAUCAGCCAAAAGAGCCCGAGAACCGUAUCACAGAACCGUCAUCCGCGUCUCCUGCACCUCCUCUCGAUCUGAAGUGUCCCCAUUGCGAGGUCGCGUACCGAGACCAGUCCGCCUUUGACAAACACCUGGACACCCACAUACGACCAUUCAUCUGCGUUUUCCACUACGCCGGGUGCACACGGACAUUCGCCAAGAAGAACGAGUGGAAACGCCACGUGCUGAAGCAGCACAUCUGCCUCGAGUACUACCACUGCGACUACAUGCAAUGUGCGGCCGGAACACGAUCGUCGACCAGUAGUCGCCCCAAAGCCCUGCCUGCUCACGGUCGAAUCUUCCGACGUAAGGAUCUACACAUGCAGCACGUCCGUCGGAUGCACUUGUCAGAGGACAUCAACGACCGCCAGGCCCAGGCCGAGAUGGCGAGUCUGCAGCAACAAGCUAUGCGUACACGGUGCCAGCUCCCUCGGCGGAUGGUCUGCCCGGCCGAGAACUGCCAUCACGUCUUUUGCGGCGACAAGGCCUGGGACGAGAGGAUGGAGCAUGCUGCACAACACCUCUGGGCGGCCAAGAAGGGGCUGGAGCCCGAGGUUAAGUUUGGCGGUUCCCACGACACCUGUCUCAGCGAAUGGGCCGAGAGACCGGACGUCGACGUCGUGAGGAGAGUUCCGGGGGGCUGGGCAUUGAACAAUCCCUUGCAGGACUGCGAUGAGGCGGCCCGCUGCAGUCCCAGCUCGAGCAGUUGCGAGGAGGAUGCCGAGGGAGAGCCAGCCUAGUCAUCGACGUGUGAUUGUGAUGGGACAUGCUGUGUGAUCUUUUGGAAGGCGUUGCUGCACGACAGAAAGGGUUGCCUACAUGAACACUGAAAGGACAUUCAACAGGAACCUAGUCUGUGUCUAUCUCUGAAACCUACAUUAGUCCGUUUCGAAAUUCGAACAACGCAGCCAUGCCUUCAGCUGAGAGCAAUCUUCAGCCUCAUAUCUCCGCACUCCGACGUUUCUCGGCCGAUCCAGUGAUAUCCAAGCAAAGGACUGUGCCCUAGAACAGUCCUUGAACAUCGGUGCCGAAUAUUAUCGCGCCUCCCUCGGCGGCAUGAUAAUGCUGCAUCGCCUGCGUUUGGAUGGACCUUCACCUCGACCACCUGCAGCUAAGGACAUUUAUGCAGGUAAUCUGCCUUAGACAUACCC
This is a messenger RNA of Emericellopsis atlantica, 2121 nucleotides long. RefSeq lists its product as uncharacterized. The transcript has a single exon. NCBI's taxonomy places the organism in Eukaryota, Fungi, Ascomycota, Sordariomycetes, Hypocreales, Bionectriaceae. Bases 193 to 1710 code for a protein of 505 amino acids. Gene Ontology annotation, molecular function: DNA-binding transcription factor activity. The record is from RefSeq and is a predicted model, not a curated record.